This is a messenger RNA of Penaeus vannamei (Pacific white shrimp), 2757 nucleotides long. NCBI's taxonomy places the organism in Eukaryota, Metazoa, Arthropoda, Malacostraca, Decapoda, Penaeidae. The record is from RefSeq and is a predicted model, not a curated record.
AUGAUCCCACAUGAAUCUGGUACGUUAUUUGGCCCAAGUUCGAUAACACAAGUUACAUCGUGUGCGAAUCUACCCAUAUUACGUAAAGCUGACUACGCCUAUCCUAGCCGUCAGUUUGUGACGUCAUGGGCUGCAGUCGGGGCGGGAGAACGACCUCCGUGGUCCAGUGGUAUCGUCUCUAACUUCGUGACGAAACAGGCAUGGGAUCGAAUCCAUGAAGGUGUAUAUAGGUGGAACGCGCAGAAAGGUAGUAGAAUUGAACAGAGGUUUGGAUUCACGUGCCGCGUCCUAGUCGCCUCUGAGCGUGAGGCGGUAUUUGUUUCGGAGCACUUCAUGGAACGCGAGCGAGGAAAGGUUGUCGUCUACGUCACCACGCUGGGCAUCGUUCGCGACACCUACGAACGCUGCCUAAGAAUCCGCAAGAUCCUGUGGACGCUGUUGGUUCGCUUCGAGGAGAGGGACGUGUUUAUGGCGCGGGAUACCCAGAUACAGCUCCUCGACCGCCUCCAUGCCCGCGGGGUCACGGUGCCUCACGUCUUCCUCGAGGGGCAGUAUUUGGGGGAUGCUGAGCAGAUCGAGCGAUUAAAUGAAUGCGGGGAAUUACGUCGUCUUCUUCAGCCGUACAGGCGAGCGGCCUCAGCCAGCACGUGCGACACCUGCGGCGGCUUCCGUCUCCUCCCGUGCACCGUCUGCAACGGGUCCAAAAAGUCCGUCCACCGCAACGACUGGACGCUCGAAUUCGUGGCUCUCAAGUGCUCCAGCUGCGACGAGUCCGGUCUAGUCAAGUGCCAGGACUGCGCCGAGUACAAGGACGUUAAUGGUAACCACAACGGUUAACGACUGAGUCCCCGGACGCACGGAAGAGAAGCGAGAUAACCGCGUUUUCUUGAUCUAUGGGACUUUUAAAGAGUGUAUAUAUACAGAUAUAUAUUUAUAUAUUCUGCUUUUUUGAGCCAUGUAUCAGGAGUUAUAUUUGGUUUUAGACAAUCCUAUGGCUUAAAAUAUGUCCUUUUUCAGGGAGAGAAUGCUCGAGAUAUUUAUUGCAAUGUGUAAAUAGCACAUGCAUUACGUUUACACAACUCUGCCGUAGUGAAGUCUUUUGUUCCUUUUUUGCAAAGAUGUCUUUAAAAAUAAAAAAAAUAUAUAUAUAUAUUAAAAAUAUAUAAAAAAGAUGGUUGUUUUAGUUUUAACUGAAUAUUUUACAGUCAUUUGAGUCACUUAGAUAAGUCAGCUGUAGCACAAAGUGGUAUUGCAAUAUCAGGUAACAAAUAUAAAUAAAAUCACAUUAUCGAAAAGAUUUCCCACUUUCUUUUUUAAAAUACAAAACAAAGAGAAUGGGUAAAUCUAGAUCUUGCAAAAUGACCUUGUGCCGUAUAAAAAAACAUUGCAAUUCUAUCUGGUUACACUGACCUGGUUGUAUGUGAUGAUUGCGUUUUAAAUUGUUGUGUAUAGUUCGUUUUUUUCGUGUAAUUGAGUAUGCUAUUAUGUGGUUGUUUAGUCGAUGACAAAUGGGAAUUCAGUUGAUGAUAAUUUUGUGAUACAUAUGAUUAAUAUAUUGUGAUAUACUUAAUAUAUUGUCAUUCAUCUAUGGAAACGUGAUUCAGUUGCUUAUACACAAUUCUUAUGUAUAUGUGGUAUAGAGUCCUUUUGUAGUUUCUUAUGGUGGAGGAAUUGAGUGUCCUUUAUAGGAUGCUGAAGACAGCGAAUGGGUACAAGAGAAUGUUCUGUAGCCGUUAGCUGUUUUUAUCAUUCUUUUUAGUGAGUUGAUCAGCUUUUGGACAAGGCUCACGCUGGUUGUGAUUCACGCUGUAAAUUACCUACAGUCAUCGCAUAUGGUGUGUUUUUAAUUACCUCAAGUCCCUUUUUUGGCGAAAGGGAACCAACAUACAUGCAUACCUACACACAUCCUUCCCCCUAAAAAAAAAAAAAAAAAAAAAAACACACAUCAUGCACAAUGUGGAUAUUUAUUGUCAUUGGGACAUUUGUACUGGCUUAACACUCUUACCAUGGGUUAAGGUUUUGAGAGGGGCAUCUUAAUUGUAUUGUCUUGUGUACCUCUUUUGACACUUUGAUUUGAUACACAUUCAUAUGCCUUUGCUUACUACAUAUUCACUGGAUAUUCCUAACACUCUGCUUAGGUCUUUGACGGUUGGGAUCUCAUAAUCACUUUCAUACCUAAUAUCCAUAUCAUAAUGCCAUUGAAAGAGUUUAGUUGACAAAGCUAUUAACGGUAGAUCAUCAAAACAUUUUUACUACAGAGCGCUAGCUUUGUAUCCAUUUUUUGUUGUUAUAAGUUUCAUUAGUUUGCAUUACCUCUUCAGAAAAUUCAUGAAACUGCCCUAAAGAGUGGCUAGGUGACUUGCCAUGUGAUAUUUGACUGAUCUCUUGACCAACUGGUGUUACAAGUACUACAUACCUAAUACAGGUAUAUCAUACUCACAUGUUAGUAUUUAGGUAUACACAACAAAAGUAUGAUAAAUUUGUGUAUUCUCUGUUAUUAGUCUUCUGAAAAAAAAAAAAAAAAUUUGGCCGAAUCUUGCACUUGGAAUUGCAAAAUUGAGCCGAAGGAUUUUCAUUUUGAAUGAAGUGAAAAGAACAGAUGAACUGCUGGGAAUAAAGGGGUGUUGUAAUAACCUGACUUUUUUGCAGUUCCAAGUGUAAAAAUGAAAUGUAAUCAGUGAGUCAGAGACAGUGUUGUUUGGUUGGAGAUGUUUGGUUGUCUGUAGUGGGGAGAUUAAAUAUAGAAAUGAUAAUGUU